CGCACCGAAGUCUCCUCCCCUCCUGAACUUUCGGAAACUGUGUGGAGCUAGCGGAGCUCGGCAACAGGUAUCUGUUUUGCCCGGCGUUAACGAACGUGAAAAUAAAUCGUACUCGUUGCUAAUUUUAACUAAAAGAUUGGGUAUUAAAUAUGCUUUGAGCCAUGGAUCGAGAAAGCAACUUCUGUUGUUUGCCCAGCAGAAAUGCUGAACAAGGGGCCGUGUCACAACUCAGAUACCGCAUUUUACCUCAAUUGCCCUAUCACACUACAUAUCCAUAAGAUGCACAACGUGUAGGUUAACUAUUGGCUGUGUCAGUAACAACCAUGUAGAAUUACCAUAACACAACUAUAUCAUGAACAAGAAGAGAUGAAACAAGCAUCAAAGCAACAGCAUGAGAUGGCUGAAACAAACACAAACAAGUCUGUGAAGCAAAGCCAAGAUAACGUAAGCUCUGUUACAACAGAACCAAAGACUUCUUUCUUAAUGACAAAAACUACUUAAACCAGACUCAGUCAUAAGGAUGAAACAAAAUAAAAUGGUGAACGCAACGCUACCAACAUAUUUCUUUAGUUUUGUACUUUCAGAUAUGGUUGGGAGUAGCAGCUUAGAAAAAUGUCUGACGCUUCUGUAUUUUAUAGUCAGGAAAGGAAAAUUGAGCCCCCAAUGUACCAAAGAUGGGCACAAGUAACAAGUAAGGCAAUUAGGAAGAACAAUGUUCAAUCACCCAUUAAAGCCUGUCGGAAUGAAUCAGGUGAACUUCCUCACAAAGUAAAAGGAGUUUUCUUCAACUUCAACAAGGGUUAUAACAAGUUGCCAAUGAUGAAAAGGAUUCAUCUGUGGCAAAGAAGUUGCCCUCUGAGGAGACUAUACUAUUUCUUGGUGUGGAAGCUAUUAAAUCCUCUAGUGAUUUUGUCAGAGUCCAGCAUGAGUCUACAGAAGCUUGUGAGCCACAUUUCCAAUACAAUGUUUAACUUCUCUUAUGUUUUUUUGAUAUAAUUUUAUCCUCAAUCUUUUGGUUGGUAUGGAUAAAAUUAUUUUUCUCAUAAAUAUGUUAUGGUUUUGAGCUAGGUGACUGGAUAAAGCUGGGACCAAAAUUAGGAUUGGCCUGGCUUUUCUGCUAAUCUAGGUGUAGCCACUAGAAACUUUGGUUCAAAGUAGAAAAACAACAAAACUCAGGGGCUCAACCAUAUUUCUUUUUUUUUAAAUUGUGCAUGUGUUUCAGGAGAUGUUUAAUUUUGAUUUGGUGUUAUGAUUUUCUUCAUUUGUUUCUUUCUUGUCCUUGUUUUAUUAGUUUGUGAGGGGGAAGCUAGAAUGCUUGGGGCCACCUGUGGUUUGCUGGACACUUGCUCAUUACACUGUGAAACACACCAUUUUAGCAUUGUCCCUCCACCCUCACCAGUUAUGAAAACAAAAACAAUGAGAAGGAAACAAUGAAAAGAUAUCAAACACCAAAUCAAAAUGAAACGCAUCCUUGAAAAGAGAGCUCAGCUCAAAAAAUAA
This is a messenger RNA of Frankliniella occidentalis (western flower thrips), 1500 nucleotides long. RefSeq lists its product as uncharacterized. Bases 613 to 996 code for a protein of 127 amino acids. Lineage: Eukaryota; Metazoa; Arthropoda; Insecta; Thysanoptera; Thripidae. The record is from RefSeq and is a predicted model, not a curated record. The transcript has 4 exons.